UCUAAGUCAAGAUAUACGGAAAUCAGAAAUGGCUGCGAUGGGUAGUGGACGAGGGACGAUGGAUUCCCAAAAUCAAGUGCAAAGUGAUAAUGUAGACCGUUUAAAAUUGCUUUAUCCCAAUGUGAACGAAGACGAGACCCCGCUGCCAAAAUCAUGGAGCACGAAGGACAAAUUCAGCUACAUCGGCCUAUCACAGAAUAAUCUUAGAGUGCACUACAAAGGUGGGACGCAGGGUCCGGGAAGAAGACCCCACCUGCCCUAUUUCCACUUACGCCUCUGGAUGUAUCGUCAUGGCAAAACUCACAAGGAUGCAGCCAGCGUUCGUGCCACACAUCCCAUCCCAGCCGCUUGCGGGCUUUACUACUUUGAGGUGCGCAUCGUGUCCAAGGGACGGGAUGGCUACAUGGGCAUCGGCCUGUCGGCACAUGGCGUCAACAUGAACAGACUGCCCGGCUGGGACAAACACUCAUACGGAUACCAUGGCGACGAUGGACAUUCCUUCUGCUCGUCCGGAACGGGGCAACCUUACGGUCCUACCUUUACGACUGGCGACGUCAUCGGCUGCGGUGUGAACCUUGUCGACAAUACCUGCUUUUACACAAAGAACGGACACCAUCUCGGUAUCGCCUUCAGAGGACUUCCGGUGCGUGUGAUGCCCAAUCUAUAUCCGACUGUGGGACUUCAGACGCCUGGUGAGGUAGUAGACGCAAACUUUGGGCAGCAGCCGUUCGUAUUCGACAUUGAAGACAUGCUGCGAGAGUUGCGUGCGCGCACGCGUCUCGCUAUUGACGAGUUCCCACUACCCGAUGAGCAGGGUCAAUGGCAGCAGGUGCUUCAUAGAAUGGUGUCAUCAUAUUUGGUACACCAUGGGUACUGUGGAUCAGCACAAUCCUUCUCCCGCGCCACAGGCCAACACAUACACGAGGAUAUCGCCUCAAUCAAGAAUCGACAACGGAUAUCUUCGUUGGUGCUAAGCGGGCGUAUCGGCGAGGCGAUAGAGAACACACGGCGUUGGUAUCCAGGACUCUUGGAGAGAGAUCCAGAUCUACUCUUCCUUCUAAAGUGCCGCCAGUUUGUCGAGAUGGUCAAUGGCACGGCUGAUGAUGCACAGUGCGGUGGGGCCAACCACAAUGGCGUGGCGACGUCGGUGAUAUCUCACACCUCGAGGGCGCAUUCGCCCGCCCCAGACCACCACACACACAAUGGCCUCCAUACUAAUGGUGUGACAGAUAUAGAACAGAAGCAAAACUGUGAUGUAGAAAUGGUGCCGGCGCCACCAGCUACGGAUUCCGCCCCAUCACCCAACGGUGAACACGAUGGUUCUGGGCCGGUGAAAGGCAUGCCGGGCGUCACCGCGUGCGUCGCCGCCCUGCUAUCGCCGCGCCGGUUCGAAGGUGAAGGUUGCCGUGUGAGCGUGGAACGUAUGCUCUCGUUCGGACGAGAGCUGUAUGCCAUGAGCCAGAAGUUGUCACAGGACCAUUUCCACAAGUCAAUGCUAGAGGAUGCCUUUAGCCUGUUAGCUUAUAGCAACCCAUGGGAUAGCCCGCUGGGCUGGCAAUUAGAGCCAGUGCGUCGCGAGGCUGUCUGCGAAGCGCUCAAUUCCGCUAUACUGGAGUUCCAAGGCAUGCCGUGGAUAUCGCCGGUGGAAGCGUGCGUGUCGCACUCCCGAGAGCUCCUUCGGCGUAUGGCGCGAGCGUCCCUCGGCGCCUGUGCCUUCGCCGACCUUCCCGCACUACUGCGCCGCUGACCCCCGCGCGCCGCGCCCCGGGCUCCCCGCCCCCACCGUCAUCGCCACUGAUGUUGUCCCUUUCGACCGAAUCAUAUACAAAUUAACGGAGUGAGACAAAUAUAUCGUAAGCGUUUCUUUUGUCCCCUUACGGAUUAUUUAGCGGAGUGACACAUCGUGCCCCUGUUUGGAAUCGUUUUACAUUUUGUCUCUUGUUUAUGGAGUGCCGACAAAUGACCAAAGUACUUACGCUUUUCAUUUUGAUAGUUGAUUUUAUUUUGUGGAACGCCUUUGACAGGCCAGUCUCAUACCGUGUCCUGACAAAAAUCUAAAUUGCGGUGAGCUUAAAUUACAGUGGUCGGUGCGAACGAUAUGGACGUUAAUAGCGGGUGUGCUCGUUAAUCGGAAGUGGUAAACGAUAUCACUUCCGGCUUUAAUACAUAGAUAUAUUAUAGAAUAUAAAUAUUAAUAUAAUCGGUAACGCGGGGCACUACUUAUUUUAUACGAUAGCGAGCACUUACAUAGUCAUUGUAUGGUAUUCAUGUAUGAUCGCCCUGUUUUCGAUUUAGUAUAUGAAUUUGUGAUUCAAAUGUAUUCGUCUACGUAACACGCAGAUAAAAAUAAAUAAGAAAUGUUCUAAAAUGGCUGUUACGAUAAAGACGAGUUUUGUGGAAUUAUGUAUGGCCUACGAUCAGUUGCAAUGUACAAUAGGCAGUAGCGUGGGUUGUAGGGUUUAUAAGACUUAUAGUGCCGCCGCUUAAACCUAACUUUACCGAGCUUUUUGUUGGCCAAUUAAUUGGAAGCGAGUGAGCGGCCGCCCGUAUGUGUUCAUUACAAUUAUUCCUAAAUCAAUUCAAGAGUCAAUCAAAUUAAAAACUUAGCUUGUUUUAAUAACCACUGAAACAAAGGCUUGAAUUUUCAUGAAUCUCCCAAUUGAAAUUUUGUAUCUAAUGGCAAGAUUCGGAAAAGAUGCUUGGUCCGAACUGCGACCCCCAAUUGUUUUUGACAUCCGGGAGUCACACGUAGCAGUCUAGUUUCUGAAUCUUGCCUAAGCUAGUGAUAGGUAUAAAAACAAUAUUUUCUUUUUUAUAACGCCCUCUGUGUUUCAUACUGUUUCUUAAUUUUGUAAAAAUAUUUUUUAUUCGUGAUUUUAAAUGACUAGACGAGUAGCUGCCAAUUAAUUGGCUAAAAAAUAAUAAAAUAAUUAUAAUGUGAGACGAACUGUUUGCGAGUAGUUGAUUAAGACUUAAGGUCACUGCUUUUGGUGCACACGGCCAUAAUUUCGGACGUAUAAAUAUUGUUUUUCAUUGAUUUACACCCUUACUAAGAAUUUUGCAAUUUGUUUUAUAAGACAGGCGGAAAUUAGUGCUCAUAGAAUUUAGUGCUUACCGCUUUUCAUGGACACCUGCAACGCCUUGCAUGUCUGUUGCAGGCCCUUAUUAUACUGGUUAGCUGCUCUUGAUGGCCCCAAAGUCGGAACUCUACGGAAAUCGUCGAAUGGCAAUAUUUAAUUAAGUAUUCGUAUCGACAUUGUAAUAUUUUUCAAAGCGAACACGUUUUUGAGCUAGUAAGGCUGUUGGUAAUAAACUUAAUGUAAUUUCUGCCAUUUUAGUACCAGACUAUGCUGAGGGCAAUUAUCCAUAAAACAAUUGAAUACUGUUCUUUUUUAAGAUGCUAAAUAAUUGUGGUAUGCUUAGUUUUCAAAAGAUUGGUGUCGUCAAUUUUACUUCACUUUUGAUUCGUUGAAUAUUAAAUUGCAUUAAUAAAUUUUUUAUUAAUUACUGUACAUGAAUUAAUUUUAUAUCGACUUUUAUUAUCCCACGGAAGUGAAAAUAAGGUCUCUUUGAAAUAUCCGUGCCGUGUGCCCAGUUUGAUGUAAAAUAUUAUUAUAUAUGACCUUUCGCGAUUUCUAAUAGCAGAAUGUUUUGUAGAUACGGUUGGACAUACUAACAUAUUUAAAAAAAAUUGUGUACGUAUUAUGUACGCGUUUUGUUGUAAUAUAAUGCAGAGAUUUUCAUGGAAAUGUAAAUAGACUUAGAUGUGUUAGUGUGUCGGGCUAAGACACUGCUUUGUAAAGACGAUUCUACAAUAUUGUUCGUAUAUUGUAUUGUUUUCUUUUUUAAUAAUAUAUUGUGUUUAAACCGUAAAAA
Messenger RNA from Pieris rapae (cabbage white), 3876 nucleotides. RefSeq names its product ran-binding protein 10 (gene RanBPM). Gene Ontology annotation, molecular function: protein binding. Gene Ontology annotation, cellular component: cytoplasm. The record is from RefSeq and is a predicted model, not a curated record. Gene Ontology annotation, biological process: cell surface receptor signaling pathway; cytoskeleton organization. Bases 29 to 1747 code for a protein of 572 amino acids. NCBI's taxonomy places the organism in Eukaryota, Metazoa, Arthropoda, Insecta, Lepidoptera, Pieridae. The transcript has 13 exons.